AUGGUCAUUCGCGGAGAUGAGGGAUUAAUUAAUCAAACAAUUGGCGGACUUGUUAAAAAUGACCGCCCUCUACUGUUGGCUUUCUACUCGGUGGAUUGGAGUCUUGAUCACAGAGUUGCCACUGAGAUCUAUCGUCAAAAAAUUGUUGAGGUUGCUAAAGACAAUGAAUUUGACGAGCUCCUCUUCGCCAUCGCCGAUGAGGAUGAAUUUGCAAAUGAGCUGAAGCAGCUUGAGCUCGAUGACAGCGGUGAGGACAUCAACGUUGGGAUAUUUGGGGCUGGUGGACUGAAGUACAAACUGGAACCGGAGGAUGAGUUUGAAUCAGAAGUUCUCAGGGAUUUCAUCAGAUCAUGGCAGAAUGGUGACAUAAAACCUGUCAUCAAGUCCCAGCCCAUUCCAAAGAAAUCCAAAGCAGCUGUCAAGACCGUCGUCGGGAAAACAUUCGAGAAAAUCGUCCUGGAUAAGUCAAAAGACGUCCUUAUUGAGUUUUAUGCACCGUGGUGCGGACAUUGUAAAAAAUUAGAGCCGGAAUACAAGAAAUUAGGCAAGAAAUAUGCAAACACCAAGAACCUAGUCAUCGCUAAGAUGGACGCUACUGCCAAUGAUAUAUCAAAUCCAGCGUACUCAACCACAGGAUUUCCGACAAUUUAUUUCUCAAAAGCAACAGAUAAGAACAAUCCUGUCAAGUUUGAAGGCGGCGAUAGGUCAGUAGAAAAAUUUAGUGAAUUUAUCGAGGAGCAUGCUACAGUAGCACAGCUUCAAGACAGAGAUGAGUUAUAAUGUGCCUAUUUGUUUUAUUUUGUUAAUUAAGGUUAUGUCUGAAUUCUUUGCUUGUUUUACAUUCAUUUCAGCGGUGAUUGACUUUUUCUACUAUCAAACUUGAUGAAAUCAGUUUUUAGAUUAUUUAUUUCAUUUGCCUGUGGUUUCUAUAAUUUUGGGUACUUGGUGGAGAUGUGUUUCAGAUUAUCAGUACAGUGAUUUUAAACAGUGGAGAUUAAUACAUAUACCUGCUGAAUUGUAUCCCAUUCUCAACAAGAUGUGUACAACUUUUUACACAAGAAUUUUUCUUUUUAGUCAUCAUUUGUAUCACUACAUGUGUGUGCCACCUUUAUAAAGUUUAUAUACGUUACAAAUGUAAGAAAUAUACAAUAGCCAUCACACUCAUAUUAUUCUUUCACUCUGUUAACAUACUUAUUUCAGGAACAGAAAGUAAUAAACAUCAUCUGAAAUAUA
Molecule: messenger RNA, 1233 nt
Organism: Lytechinus pictus (painted urchin)
Lineage: Eukaryota; Metazoa; Echinodermata; Echinoidea; Temnopleuroida; Toxopneustidae
Product: protein disulfide-isomerase A4-like
Exons: 4
Coding region: 1-780 (259 amino acids)
Biological process (GO): protein folding; response to endoplasmic reticulum stress
Cellular component (GO): cell surface; endoplasmic reticulum
Molecular function (GO): protein disulfide isomerase activity
Source: RefSeq, a predicted model, not a curated record